Messenger RNA from Odontomachus brunneus, 1043 nucleotides. It is a transcript of the gene Rpb8, whose product is annotated as DNA-directed RNA polymerases I, II, and III subunit RPABC3. The record is from RefSeq and is a predicted model, not a curated record. Gene Ontology annotation, cellular component: RNA polymerase I complex; RNA polymerase III complex; RNA polymerase II, core complex. Gene Ontology annotation, biological process: DNA-templated transcription. Gene Ontology annotation, molecular function: DNA-directed RNA polymerase activity. Bases 397 to 876 code for a protein of 159 amino acids. Lineage: Eukaryota; Metazoa; Arthropoda; Insecta; Hymenoptera; Formicidae. The transcript has 4 exons.
CGCUGUCGGUUUGCUCUCUUGCGUAAAGGACUGCCAGCUGAGAGCAACGUUAGCAACGGAAACGGAUCAUCUCCGUGCGAUCUCGAAAAGUGUACUCCCAUCGCCGCGCGAAACGUAAACUCAACUCGAGUGAGAGGGAGCUCAAUGGCGGAGUAUUUAUGGGAGGUGAAAUUCAUAGAAAUUGGAGUAAAACGAUGGAGCGACGUGAUGAUAGUGAGAGCGAGAAAAAAAAACACGAAAGAUAGGACCGAUGACGGACAGAGGAGACGGGGAGAAAACAGGAUGGGUAGGGUGAGGGGAAGGAUACAGUUGGAGAGAGAGUGUGUGUGUCUAUGUAUGUGAGAGAGGGUGCGAGACAAAGAGGGAGGAAUCAGCUGGGGAGAAUGAUGCAGUGGAAUGUGUGGGUGGAAGAAAGGAGGAGCGAGCGAACGUCGCGCUGGUGCACAUUCUUCCUGCUUCCGUCCUGCCGAGAUCCGACUUCGGGCCGAGAUCGUGAGCAGGCUCCAUUGCGAGUCAGAGUCCUUCAAGAUGGACCUCAUCCUGGACAUCAACUCUUGGCUGUAUCCCAUGGAACUCGGUGACAAAUUCCGCCUCGUCCUAGCCACAACAUUGCGCGAGGACGGCUACCCAGACGGGAACGAGUGGAACGUUACGGAACAGGAAGGCGGUUCCAGGGCUGACAGUUUCGAGUACGUCAUGUCCGGCAAGGUGUAUCGGAUUGAAGGCGACGAAGCCAGCAACGAACCCAGCAGCAGAUUAUCAGCCUAUGUAUCCUUCGGAGGUCUACUGAUGAGGCUACAAGGUGACGCGAACAACCUACACGGCUUCGAGAUAGAUCAAUACAUGUACCUGCUGAUGAAGAAACUAGCAUUUUAAAAUCACGUUAAAGAUGUUUAUACAGAUUCAUCAUUGUUGUCUGUAUUUUAAUAAAAUAAAAUAGGUAAGCUUAUUAUUAGAAGCUUAUCAUUAGAAAUUUUUACCAAAAAUUUUUUGUAAAAACUUUGUAAGAUAAAAAUAAAGAAAUAAAAAAAAAACUAUUAUAA